UUGCGAUGGCGUGAAGUCAAAAUCUCGAUUCUCCAAUUACGAAGUGGCUGCCCGAUAAGCAAGGUUUGUACCUGACCAACAGAGGCAACUGCUAUCUAUAAGAUUCAACUGUGGAGUACAUCCCACUAGCAUCAGGUGUGAUGCCGAACAGCCCGACCUAUUGCGACUGCAACGAGCUAGAUGGUAUAAUUUUAUUAAUAACUUAACUACGGUUUAUUGCAUAUCUCGGGCAGCUAAUAGAUUUUAUUGCUGUAAUUGUGUUAUAAACAGCACAUAACAGAAUACGACAUCACGGAAACGUUUACCACAAACAAGACAUCAAGCAUCUAAAUCAAGCAAACUUCCUCAAUGAAGGUCAAAAUAAAGCAGUGGAACGCAGUCGCAACGUGGAGAUGGGACCUCCCAGAAGAUGAUGUCUGCGGUAUUUGUCAAGUCCAUUUCGACGGGACAUGUCCUACUUGCAAAUAUCCCGGCGACGAUUGCAGCCUUUUAUCAGGCAAGUGUGGUCACAAUUUUCACAUGCAUUGUAUCAUGGAAUGGAUAAAGCAGGACUCGGCUAAGGGGCAAUGCCCGAUGUGUCGACAGAAGUUCGAGUGGGAAACAGAAACAGGAGUAGCUCAACAACCAGCCGAAGAUGGCGAGCUAGACCUGAACGACGCCUAGUAGUGAGAAGGUCUGGGUACUACUAGACACGUUCCAGUUUCCUAUUGUAACUUCGAGGUUUGAUAAGAGACUUCUAUUCUUAAUGUCUUGAGGUUAAUGGUCUUCUACUUGCGAUGGAGUUGGGAGGUUUAUUAAUAGAUCAGGCAUCUACAUGAUUCUACAUAUGAUAAUAUCAAUGUUCUUGCACCUAUUUAUACUUACCUAGGUUAUAUGUACCUAGGUACCUUGGCAUUGACUUUUCGGCAAGGAAUUCCC
Messenger RNA from Daldinia decipiens, 918 nucleotides. RefSeq names its product RING/U-box. Gene Ontology annotation, cellular component: nucleus; anaphase-promoting complex. The transcript has 5 exons. The coding region runs from base 349 to 663 and encodes 104 amino acids. NCBI's taxonomy places the organism in Eukaryota, Fungi, Ascomycota, Sordariomycetes, Xylariales, Hypoxylaceae. Gene Ontology annotation, molecular function: cullin family protein binding; ubiquitin protein ligase activity; zinc ion binding. The record is from RefSeq and is a predicted model, not a curated record. Gene Ontology annotation, biological process: protein ubiquitination; anaphase-promoting complex-dependent catabolic process; positive regulation of mitotic metaphase/anaphase transition.